Trifolium pratense (red clover) is the source of this 848-nucleotide messenger RNA. Its product is annotated as albumin-1-like. The record is from RefSeq and is a predicted model, not a curated record. The transcript is spliced from 2 exons. Lineage: Eukaryota; Viridiplantae; Streptophyta; Magnoliopsida; Fabales; Fabaceae. The coding region runs from base 83 to 514 and encodes 143 amino acids.
CUCUAUAAAUUGAUUCAUGCAUGCAAGAAUGAACUAAUAAAUCAAACACAAAGUUAUAUACAUUAAGCUCUCAUAACAAACAAUGGCUUAUGUUUAUAAGCUUGCUCCUUUAGCUGUGUUCUUCUUGCUUGCCACAUUCCUAAUAUUCCCAAUGAACAAGGUAGAUGCACAAACUGAUUUGCUUAAUGACUAUACAAACAUACUUGGAUCAUGUGGUGGUGGCGAUGGCGGUUGUAUUUGUUUACCGGAGGGGCUCGGAAAGAUGUGCUUCCCAAGAGCAUAUAAAGAUGUUGUAAAAGCAUAUGGAGAAAAUUUUAACGUAUGUCAAUCUCAUGUUGAUUGUGAGAAAAAGAGAAGUGGAAGCUUUUGCAUUCGUUAUCCUGUUGUAGAUUAUGGUUUGUGUGUUAACGUUGCUUCUGAAUCUGUGGCAAAAGACUUAUCUUUGACGUUUAAAUUUGCACCCGAAUUCAUCAAUCACUUUUUAAAGAUGCCGGUCACCACAGCUAAGAUAUGAAGCAUCUUACAUCUACUAUUUUAAAUAAACGAUCUUAGAAAUCCAUUUGGAUCGAUUUUAAUAAAUGAUGCAUGUAAAUUAUUUGUGUGAAACUAUAACUUGGAGUUGAGGCUAUCUUAAUCAUCGAUUUGUAAGGUGAAAAAUGUCUCUUAUAAAUGAUGAGUGACCAAAUAGCGGAAAGAUGAUAAUAGUCGGUUCAAUGAAUCUUGAAGAAGUUAUGAUAUUAUCUUAGAAGUAGGAGUUGAGCCUAACUCAACCCUAUAAAACUAGCUUAUGAUAUGCCAUGUACUUUGCUAGAAAUGUUAUAAAUCAUGCAUUACUCUCAUUCUCUAAU